AUCGAGCUUAUUGUUGAUGAGGAAGCAACGGAAGCAAGUGGUUAGGAAUUUCGUGUACGUGAUAAUGCUCUUUAGACAAAUUCACAUCAAUUAUAUUAUUUAUUAGACAAAUAAAAAGCACAAUUUGUUGAUAAAUUUCAUUUUCACGAGUCCAUCAGUUCCUAUAAAAUAGAAUUUUUAUUUUUUAUUACACAAAUUGCAUUAGUCAUGAAUUACACCAUGCAUGUUUUUGGUUUGAUUUUGUUUGCCGGAAUGGCUUCAUCGUCAGCAAUCGCACAAAUGUCUAUUCCACAACUAACAGUGGACAGCUACCCGGCAUAUGAUGAACAGUCCUCGACAGGGCUCAAGUCAACGACCAUUUUGGAGACUUCAACACUAUCGGAUGAAAAUGAUGAUCAAGAUUGUAUAUGUACACCUUACCAUAUGUGCAAAAGUCAUAAACCGGACUAUGAAGGUCACGCACUUAUAAAUAUAAGAAUUAACGCAGCUCCGUGUCAAAGUUAUUUGGACGUUUGUUGCAAUGAUGAUAAAAUUACUUCGACCGAAAAAUCUAUUCCUGAAGAUUAUAGCAAAGAACCAAGUAUUGACCAAAUAGCUGUUACUAAUAAUCCGUCUGACGGCCAAACAGAUGAUUCUAGUAAGAUUCCAUCUGGUGGUCAAAAAGAAGAAUUUACUAAAGAACCAUUCGUUGAUCAAAAAGGCAAUUUUGCUACAGAACCAAAUGUUAGCAUUAGUGAAGAUAGCUCUAACAAUCAAUCUGACAGCCAAACAGAUGAUUCUACUAAAAAUCCGUCUGAUGGCCAAAAAGAAGAAGAUACUAAAGAACCAUUUGUUGAUCAAAAAGAAGAUUUUACUAAAGAACCAAAUGUAAGCCAUAAUGAAGCUGAAAACACUAAAAAUCCAUCUGACAGCCAAAAAGAAGAAUAUAUUAAAGAACCAUUUGUUGAUCAAAAAGGAGAUUUUACUAAAGAACCAAAUUUAAACUAUAAUGAAGCUGAUAACACUAAAACUCCAUCUGAAGUCCAGACUGAUAUUUCUACUAAGAAUCCGUCUAACGGCCCAAAAGAAGAAUAUACUAAAGAACCAUGCAUUUGCCCAACAGAAGAUUCUACUAAGAAGCCGUUUGGCAGCCAAUCUGAGAAUCUUACCAAAGAUCCGUCUGUAGAUCAUUCGUAUGCAAUGACGGACAAAUCGAUUCUUGAAAAUAAUAUUAUUACAACAGAACCCGACCAAACCUCUAAUAACCAUCAAGAUCAACAUCAAUGUGGUACUUGGAAUAAAAAUGGAAUUGGUUUCAGAAUUGGAGAUGCAAUUGAUAAUGAAUCAGAGUUUGGUGAAUUUCCAUCAAUGGUGGCUAUAUUCAAAGAAAAAUUAUCGGAAGAGGGGGAAAAAAAACUUGUGUUGCAUUGCGGGGCUUCAUUAAUCGAGAAAGACGUCAUUUUAACAGCCGCUCAUUGCGUGAUAAAGGAAGAUAUCUCGACUUUAAUCGUCCGUGCAGGUGAAUGGGACUUAAAAACAGAAAAAGAAAUAUAUCCCCAUCAAGAUCGUAGAGUAUCCAAAAUUGUUACUCAUCCUGAUUAUAGCGAAAAAGGAAUUUAUAAUGAUGUGGCCUUAAUUUUUACCGACAACUCAUUUUCUUUACAAGAAAACAUCCAACCUAUAUGCUUACCUUCGACAGAUGAUAUUUUUAUUAAUGAUAUGUGUUACUCAAGUGGUUGGGGUAAAACUGUUUCUUACAAUAACUAUACAAUUGUUAAGAAAACAGAAUCGGGAAAAACUAAAGAAACUGGUCAAUACGAAGUCAGUAUAUUGAAAAAGGUUGAGCUUCCCAUUGUUCCUCGGAAUAAAUGUAUGGACGCUCUCAGGGCCACUAGACUUGGACCAAAAUUCGUAUUGCACGAUAGUUUCAUAUGUGCCGGUGGUCAAGAAGGAAAAGACACGUGUAAAGGCGAUGGUGGCAGUCCGUUAAUGUGUCCGUACAAGGAUUAUCCAGAUCGUCUAGUUCAAGUUGGUAUCGUAGCUUGGGGUAUCAGUUGCGGUUUGGCAGAUAUACCCGCGGCUUAUGUUAACGUCGCCGGUUACGUGUAUUGGAUUAAAAAUGAAAUAGAAAAAGGGCAUUGAACAUUUCUGUUUACAAAUAGUGUGUAUACAUUAGGUACCUGCAUAGUGCAUACAUACUAAUAUGUUCAAGUUGAACUUCUAUGGGAACCUAUAUUAAUUUAUUUUAUAUCAGGUCUAUUUAGACGAUUUUAUACAAUGUUCAGUACUAGUAGUAUAAUUAUCAUAGUUUUGGUAAGUUCACAUUAUUAUAGAAACCAUCAUUACCAUGAAAAAAUUAUUGCUUGAAAUAUAAUAUGUAGCAACAUGUUUAGUAGAACAUAAUAUAGUAUUCAUAUUAUAGAAUAUUUAGAAUUGUAUUAACAAGAUUGUAAUCAUUAUGUUAUUAUUACAUUUUUAAAGUUUUAAUUUUGAAUAAUGACACAACAUACCUGUACAGGAUACAUUGUAUUAUAUUAUUAAAGGCCUGCUUAUAUAAUUUAUAAUAUGAACACAGCAUA
Messenger RNA from Acyrthosiphon pisum (pea aphid), 2558 nucleotides. RefSeq names its product serine protease Hayan. Bases 208 to 2121 code for a protein of 637 amino acids. Lineage: Eukaryota; Metazoa; Arthropoda; Insecta; Hemiptera; Aphididae. Gene Ontology annotation, biological process: proteolysis. The record is from RefSeq and is a predicted model, not a curated record. The transcript has 6 exons. Gene Ontology annotation, molecular function: serine-type endopeptidase activity.